CUUCCACGGCUCGUACUCUCUCCCCAUUUGCACGAGAUAGACGAGCAACAAACGCACGAUCGCCUGCCGCGAAGUGCACCACUCCCCGUGCCGUGCCUUGCCGUCGGCAAGCCGACUUCCAGGGCGUCUCACGCUUCACUCGAAUGGUGAACACAAUACGUGUGACACUAUGCGAUCGAGUCACAAUGUGCCCUCGGCUUCGGAACAACUGAGGGCGCAUGUCAAAUGCCUGCAGGGCGAUUGUCGACAAACAUCGGCCCAUCAAGGGUCGAAUGAGCGAUGUCCCGUUGGGCCCACCUCCAUCGGAGGACCGCGAGAAGGACUGACGUCAUCCCAAUCCUUUUGAAACGCAGUGCGGAAUUGCAAGCUCGUAAUACGGUCACUCAAUCCAACGCCAGCCCGUGGCUUGUAGCCGCCGGCGGAGCUGGCUGGGUGGGGGCCGCAGGAGGCUUGUGGUAUCUCAGCACGAAAGGUAACAAUAAGCUCAGAUCCUCGCUGGCUUCCACUAAGAAGACACAGCAAGUGAAAAGCAAGCCGAAUGGAGGGUUCCUCUCCAAAUUGGGCGGGAAAGCCAGUGCCUUGCGCCGCUUGAAGUUCUGGAAGCGUCAUGACUCUCAGACCGGCGUUUCAGAGACAAUUGAAAGGCGCCAAUCAAAGCCAAAAGGUGACAGCCGCGACCUGACGAAAAAGCAGUAUGCCGCACUUUGGGGUACGAUGGGAGGUGUCACAGGGGGAUUGUUGAUCCACGCGGGGUGGACCGGGUAUCAGAAAUACCGCAAACAAGCUGCCGAACUGAGGGCGCUGAACAGACCUUUCGAGCCUAAUCCUCAAUUGGCCAAAGAAGUACCACUCGUAACGCAACCAGCGGCGAAAAUUGGCGGCGGAGGUCUCUUCUCCAAAAUCACUGGUAUAUUCCGAAAAGUGCCACACCUGCGCCGGCGUGAGAUGGGGCUGGAUGAGACAGAAACUCUGCAGGGCGAAGAGCCAAGCUUCCUAGGUGCACGAGACGGCACCACUAAGAAGGCUGUGGGAGGGACGGCUGGCGUUCUAGGCGCGGGAGCGAUCGGCUUCGGUGCGGGCGCCGGCCUCUAUUACGCCCGCCUUCAUCACAAGGAGAUGAGAUCUCUCAAGAACCAAGGUCUAAUGCCUGUGCAAGCUGCACGCAAGCCGAUGAGCGUCGAUGGCAGCCUAGACAGCUCCAAGAAUGCCUUCAAGAGUGCUCUUUCCAGAUUUGGUCGCUUCAAGAUUUUCAAGCGAGACCAAGGCACUGCAACGACGGCCACUCUCGGGGGCUUGACGGUUGGGGCCCUUGGCCUAGCUGGUGCAGCAGGCUACCAUGCGUACAAGCAGGAUCGAAAGAUGAAAAUGUUACAGAAUGGCUUGUACUCGACGACGAGGAAGCACUAUGCUACAGCCCAGCUUGGAGGAGGAGGCCUGACGAAGCUCAAGAACGUGUUCAGCGCGGGCCUUUCUAAGCUAGGCCGCCUCCCGAAGAUCUUCAAGAGGCACGAGAUGCCCUCGUCAAGCCCAGCUCCCUUCGAGCUGCAAAUGUGAGUGUUCUGUGCGGCAAACGCCUGCUGUUCCA
This is a messenger RNA of Ceraceosorus guamensis, 1585 nucleotides long. RefSeq lists its product as hypothetical. Bases 280 to 1554 code for a protein of 424 amino acids. Lineage: Eukaryota; Fungi; Basidiomycota; Exobasidiomycetes; Ceraceosorales; Ceraceosoraceae. The record is from RefSeq and is a predicted model, not a curated record. The transcript is spliced from 7 exons.